Molecule: messenger RNA, 650 nt
Organism: Closterium sp. NIES-67
Lineage: Eukaryota; Viridiplantae; Streptophyta; Zygnematophyceae; Desmidiales; Closteriaceae
Source: the annotation of a GenBank genome assembly
GACAUGUGCAUGGUGAGGCGCACCUGCUUCAAUUCUUGAGCUCUCCGAGUUACUGGCAGCGUGCAAGGGGAGCUGUAAAGUCACGGAGGGGCAGUGACGAAGUUGCACUGGCUAGGCCUAGAACUCAUUUCUGUGCAAGGGGAGCUGUAAAGUCACGGAGGGGCAGUGACGAAGUUGCACUGGCUAGGCCUAGAACUCAUUUCGUGAGCUAAGGCGUAGUCAUUCCUGACCCCUUGGACCGGCCAUUUUGCUGUCAUGUCGGGUAAGAACGACAGUAUCCGCCGAUCGCUCCUUCCCUGGAUUGGAUGUAACUACUCUCCUCUUACGAACCAUUUUAUUAGGUUGUUUUAUGUUAAUCAUUGCGGGUUCCCCUAUUUCCCACGUGUGACUGCAGAUCCGAGGGUUACCCGCCCGCGGGAUACCCUCCACCUGCGGGGUACCCCGGCGCUCCUCCCGCCGGUUACCCGCCACCCGCGGGGUAUCCCCCGCAGGGUUAUCCGCCUCCCGCUGGGUAUCCCCCUCAAGGAUACCCUCCUGCGGUUAUCCAGGGAAGCCUGAAUUAAUCUAUGAUUGUAUGGCCACCGGUAUCCACGGGCACCGUGGGUUGCGCCGUGGCUCACGCGGAGCGCAAAAGAAGAAUCUAAGCUUUA